UUGAACAAAAACAAGUGAUCAGACUCCAAAAAUCCUUUAUUUGAGCAAAACCAACUUGUCAGACCUCAAAAUCCCCAUUUAAGCAAAAAGAAGCCACCGGACCUUCAAAUCCCAAUUUGAGCAAACCCAAGCCACCAGACCCCAAGGUCCCCAUUUGAGGACACGGGGCUCAUCUCCGCCCUGAUGGGCACAAAGAGUUAAGAUCCCACAGGCCGGCAGUGUCCAAUCACACUGAGCAAAGUGCAGCCCUUGGCCCCAGCCCAGCAGCAGGUUGAUCUCUGCAGGUAUUAUUUUGUUUUAUUUUCCGGGGUACCAAGCAGGGAGACGAUGAACCUCGAGACCUGCAGAAGAUGGGGAGCUGGAGGAUGCACCCCUGGGCUGCCCAGUGCCACUGAUUUGUGCCUCCACCUCACCUCUGCGCUGCCAUGGCCACGCUAGAGACACUGCCCGUUCUUAGUGACCCGACCUACCCCAGCCUGGAGAACUUCCACGGUUUUGCUCCCCGGCCUUCCCAACCCAUCUCUCAGAGCACCAUGGGGAGUGUGGGCAGCGGAGUUGCCAAUGACCAAGAGUUCGCCAUGAAGAGCGUGGGGACCCGGACGCAGAGCAGUGGCCGACAGACGGAGGGGUCUCGCAACGGGUACUCCACGCGUGAGAUCUCCAACCGCUACUCCGGCGAGGAGAAGACAUACAAGUCGGAGAAGGUCUCCAAUUCCCUCUACAUCAACGGCGACCUGCGCAAGAGCGAGAAGGUGAAGAUGGACAUCUGUGGGAACGUGACCACCAACAACGAGAAGAACAUGCCGCCUCCUCCCCAAUACCGAGAGCCCAGUAACCCACCAAAGAUACUGCCAAUCUCCGGCAAACUAGACCAGAGCAAUGAGCCCUUAGUUAGACCCUCAGCCUUUAAACCAGUAGUUCCUAAAAACUUCCAUUCCAUGCAGAACCUCUGCCCGCCGCAGAGCAACGGAGUAACAGAGAAUAGAAAGAGCUUGAACCAUGCCAACAGCAAUAGCCCGUCCGCACCCAAAAGUGGACUCGACAAGAGCAGCCUUAACAGGACUACAAACCAAGUGGGGGGCCUUUCGGAUUCAGGCCGUAACUCGUUAACGAGCCUGCCCACUUAUGGGACAGGCUACAGCCAGCACGUGGGUCCGAUGAGCGCCUCCACGAGCCACAUCAACCGCAUCGGUACAACCUACGUGGACAAGAACAUCGUGGGAUACAACGGGAUAUCUACCUCAGACAGCGGGCGGUCUUCGAGCAAGAGCACCUCUUCGUUCAACAGACUGAACCAUCUCAACGAAACGAUGCCUUUCCACUCGCCUUCAACAGACGACAUCAUCCAAGACUUGGAAGACCGGCUGUGGGAGAAGGAGCAGGAGGUUCUCCAGAUGCGCAGGAACUUGGACAAAAGCGAGGCAGCCAUCUUCCAAGUGUUCGAGGAGAAGCAGAAGAUCUGGGAGAGGGAAAUGGAGGACCUGAGGCAAAACUAUGCCAACAAACUGCAACAGGUCUCUAAAAAAGCACAGCGGGCUCAGCAGGCCUUGCAGCUCCAAAUCUUCAAGCUCCAGCAAGAGAAAAAAAAACUCCAAGAUGAUAUGGGACAACUCCUCCAGCAGCGAGAGGAGCUGGAGAAGAAAUUUGUGGCUUUCAAGAAGGAACAGGCUGAGUUUCUCCCAAAGAUUGAAGAGACCAAGUGGGAGGUGUGCCAGAAGGCAGGUGAGAUCUCCCUGCUCAAGCAGCAGCUGAAGGACUCCCAGGCUGAUGUCUCCCAGAAGCUGAACGAGAUCGUGGGACUGCGGACACAGCUCAAAGAAGGUAAGAACUUCCUACGGGAGAAGGAGGAGCAGAUCCUUACCCUGAAGGACUCCUACAGCUCCAAGAGCGUCAACCUGGAGAUCUGUGAGAGUGAGCUGCAGCGGAAGAUGAGUGAAGUCCAGGUGCUGAGGGAAAAACUGAACCACUGUGAGCUCGAGGUCUCUGGCCUGAAGCGGACACUUGCCAGUAUGGGACCUCCAGGACCUUUUGGUGGGGACCUUGGUGAGAAGCUGCGGGAUCCGCUGGCCUGUGAGAGUGAUGAAGCCAAGAUGCAGCGGCAGAGCGAGGACAGCGUCAACACACUGCGGAAGGAAGUGGAGCGGCUCCAGACGGAGCUGAAGCUGGAGCGGCAGCAGCGGGAGCAGCAGGUGAUGGACUUCGAGGAGGAGCGGCGCACAUGGCAAGAAGAGAAGGAGAAAGUCAUCAAGUACCAGAAGCAGCUGCAACUGAACUAUGUGGAGAUGUACCAGAAAAACCAGCUCCUGGAGCACAAGGUGAAUGAGAUGAACACAAAGGCCACCAGCCCCCCACACACUGAAGAGAAAAAACCAUGGACUCCCUCCAGACUUGAGCGAAUAGAGUCCACUGAGAUCUGAGGUGGGACCAAGACAAUACAACGUCAUUUUUUUUAUUGCUGUGCAUGUACUACCUACUCAAGCCAGUGAUCUUCCGAAGGAUAAUACGCUACCAUAGGAGCGGUGUGAGUCUACUCGCAUCAAGCUCCAUCACCCUUACUCUAUACUUCUGUGCUCUGUAGGUAAAAUAACUGUGGAUGUGCGUUGUUUUUCUAUCAAUAAUGCAACAUCUCUUUUGGUUUUUUUCCUAGUACAGCUGGUGAGGGUCAAUUGGCUCUUUUGUAAUCUGCCGUGACUGUUACUUUGCUAGAGGCUGCCAUCCCCUCUCCUACAAUUCACCCCUCUUUGGUUGGUUGUUUUGGAGGGUUAUAUUUGGUUUCUUUGGUUUUCCAAGCAUUUAUGCGCAGCAAAACAGUUCAAAGUGGCAGGUUUUUUUUUUUCAGGGCAUUUUUAGCCACAUUGGCUAACAGAGCAAAGCUCUCGGGAUCAUGAGCAAACUCACUGUUCUGCAUCAAGUAUCCUGUCUAGACAGUGGUCUUAGUGAAGUCAGUGGGAGGUUGGCCACUGAUUUCAGUGAAACCAGACAUAUCUCUACCAGAUGACUCCCUCUUGCCAGCCCAUAGCUACCAUGGUUGCAAGAGGUUAGGACAUCCUUAAGGAGCAGGAUAAGCCUGUCCUGGUAACAUAAGUCAGCAAGGAAUUAUUGCCCAGCAGAAGCCUCUCUGGGGGCUCAGCAGAGCUUAACAUAUGCUGCGUUUUCAUUUUGUUGUGGUUUCUUUCUGCAGUUCCACACCUCUCCUGGGUUGUGACCAACCCUAGGAGCAGAAACACCCUCCCACCCUUGCCUUGGUCCCCCUAUUCUUACCACAUACACAAGCUGGUUACAGCAAGACAAAAACCCUUGGAAAUCCAAGAUAGUUUCCCUUCCCAAGAGCCCUCUUACUUCCCAAAGUCAAUGGAAUCAAGGUUUGGGGAAGCCUCCAAACCUGGCAGGAUGUUUAUGCAAACUGAAGCUUUAGCAGUUUGCCUCAAGAGUGGGCAAGUGUGCUAUCCCAUUCUCAAAUGAGUGAUGCUUCAGUGCACUCUCUCGGUCCAGGGUCUACUUUAAAAAUGGCAUCUGAGCCUCACUCAGGAGUUGCAGUGAGCGCAUAUCAGCAUUACCGCUAGAUUGCAACGGGGUGAGCAUUAGCCUUCCGUGCAGCCGUUUCAAACAGCAUCCAUAGCAAUCCCACGUGGCAUCACAUAUUCCAGGGACAGAGAUAACGCAGGCCUAGCUUAAGAAAAUAUUCUGCUACUAACUCUGAGCAUGAAAACAGUCAUAAGAAGGAAAAAUGCUUAAGAUCACGCAAGUGCUUAUGCCCUGGCAGAAUAAUAACCAAAUCCUAUAUGCACAGUCACCAAUAACGGUGCAGGCAUCAAAAACCAGCAUUCAGCUUUGAAAGGUGGGCAAGGUGGGUCUGGCUCUCCCUUUCACGGACAUUUUUUUACCGUGACCCACAGCAAAGAGUGAAAAAUGCUGCAAAGUGGAGUUUGCACUGAUUAGGCAGUGGCCAAAGGACCAAUGCAAGUGGGAAUUUGGGGGGUUUGCCCUGGGGAGCAGCUAGAAGAACAAAGCCAGAAUUACCACUAGGACGUCUUGGGAUCUCUGUGUGAGGUGACUUCAGGGAGAGUUUGGCGAGAUCACGUUUCAUCUGCAUACCAAGAGAGAACCUCAGGGCGUUGAGGGGCUGAAGACCUUCCAAACAAAAGCUCUGAAGCUACUCAUUUUCCAUGUUACUUCCCCUGAAAGCUCCUCCCUCCCCAUCACCAGGUCUGACAUUUAGUUGGCAUGAAGCACCGUUGUGGUGAGCUCCAGACUGAGCAAAGAAGCUGAGCAGGAGAGAGGAGACUUCAGUUAGUCCCACCAACCUCUAGCCAAGGUCAACAGACAGCAUUACUGGGCAGGAACUGUCAGUGGCUGGAAGCGAUCCCUGGAGCUGUAGAAAAUGGAGAUGUGCGAUGAGACCGGGGCAUUUCAAGAUCCCAGUUGAUGGUACAUGUCUCUUCCCACCGCUUCUGCCUGUGCCUUUGGAACUGGAGGAAGACACAACCCAUCAGGCUGGAAAACACCAGGACAGCUCAGGCUAAGCCCCCUUCCCAGCACCAGCCAUAAAAAGGGGAACUAGGUCAGAUCUAUUCCCUGAAGGGUGUGGACACGCCUCCCACUGUGAAUCCUGCAGAUGCUCCAGAGCUCUUGGACGUCAGCCCGUGCACCCCAGCACGGAAGGAGUGCAGCUGCCUGCCGGUGCCACCUAGCAGUAGACUUUGCCAUGCCAAGGAAGACACCCACAUGCACUGCGCAAACUUAUUCUUGGCCAGGCAAAUCCUAGAGCUUCCUCCAUUGCAUACACUGGGCCUUCAAAGUGGAGUCAAACAUCCCACAGUGUCAGGGUUGGAGAUCUGGUGUCUUGUGUCAACUCAGCUUUCUAUGCCUCUCUUUCCACAUCAGAUAACCCAUGCUGUCUUCCUUCCCACAGCAGCUGGGAAGCAUCUGUGCUUGUGAAGGGCUUAGGAGUCUUUAGGCAAAAGGGCAAUUUCUUUAAAGAGGCUUAGUCUCAGAUGGUUGUAUGGUGUUUCUGAGACCACCACAUGAAAAGCACACCCAAGAGCAAGUGCCCUCACUAGAAGAUGGGUCCAAUAACCUGGAGGCUCAUUUCCACUUUUGAUCCUCCUGGUGCCACUGACAUUGAGGUUGGUUCCCCAUCAACCAUCGCAGAAACCAAUGUUUCAGUUGGUGGCUCAAGAACACCCAGAGUGAUUGAGUUUCAAGGAUCUGCUGUUGAGGAGGUGUACACCACAGUUCCCCACUGCAUUAACACUCAAGAGGAAUGGACGCUGGCAUCACCCUGUGGGACAUCUUCUCACCAGAGCUCCUUGUUAAUCCACAGGCAGGAGAAGCAGGGGCUUGUCUGGAUUCCCCACACACCUGGAUCCAGUCAGCCAAGCCCUCCAGCAUGCCAGGUUUGCUCCAUCAUCUUUUUUUCCUAGAUCUUUUUUGCAGUGGUGCCAGGAAUGAGUGUGUCCUGAUGGACCCGGUGAAACCUGGAAGCAUAUGAAUUUGUCUGACUGUUGGAGGGUGCUGGACUACCCAGGGAGUCAAUGGCCUCACAGUGCAUCCAGCAGGGGCUGCAGAGCUCCUUGGGAUGGACCAGGAGCAGCAAUUUUUCACCUUGGAGGAGUAAAGGUAUGCUCCCUUCACCUUCUUCACUGCAUCACUUUGAUCUAGAGUUUUGAUCCAGAUACGAGCAACCUCGACCGUGUUCAUUCCUUGGAUUACACAGAGCCUUGCACACACCUAUUAAGACGCUGUGCUGUUGCUGCUGGUGGUUUCUCUCUCUUGGGGUUCACCCAGCAUCCCCCGAGCACUCAGUUGUCCUGCAGAAACCACCCUGCUAUGCUACAGUGAUAUAAAACACAGAUGUUUUUGGCAAGUGCACCAGCCAAACUGCCACGAAAGAGGCACUGGUCCGGCACUGGAUGCACUGCUCCCCAUCACAUCCUCUCCCACGUGCUAGCACUGUGUGGCCACACGGUGGUAACCAGUCUCUCUUGGAGGUGACUGACCUUUGCUCAGCAGAGGUGGAGUUAAAUGAUGGUGGGACACAUGGGUUCCUGUUGUUUGUGCUCAGAUCUGGCCCAGGUGGGAGCUCACCCAGCUCUUCCCAGAUCUUAACACUUUUACCCACCGACUGGAUAAAAUCCCCCAUCACAAGCUAGGUCUGCAUUGAGGUCCUUGGGGUCUUAGCCUUGGAUUAAGAUAUGCAAGGGGUGCCAGCCUGGCAUUUUGAUGACAUAUCCUGGAAAUGGCCAACGAGGCUGACAUCUUGUUUCUUGGAGGCUCAGGCAAGGCCGAUAAAAUGUUUCUGUCCUAUGAAACUCAACACAGAGUUUGGGCUUGACUCAGCUGCUUCCUCCACCUUUGCUCAGCCAUCUCUGGAGCUGAUGGGAUUCAGUGUGACAUACUGGCUCAUGUGUAAUUCUCCAAGUGCUGCCCUCAAAAUCUCGCACAUAGUUAGUGUCUCUCCUGAAACAAGAAGUCACCUCUAGUUUGCCAUUGGCCAACACCAAAACCUAUGGUCAUGAGGCUCUCAGGUCAGUUGCCCACACAUGGGGUCCAGAGACAUUAGAGAUGCUCUGGGAUACCGGAUACAUGGGGCUGGCCAAUAUCAUCCAAGACAUAUGGGAGAGCCAGGCCAGUGUUGGGAAGACCUGGAACACCUCUACUGGCACUUCACCCAUGUGCGAGCAACUGAGCCAUGCUCCAGGCAUGUCCACAUGGCAUGAGGAUUUGGGCUAAGCAGGCUAUCCUGGUGCCAGGGUGGGCCUAAGCAGCCCUUCUUACCCCUUGCCGUGAGUGGGGUUGCUUUGCUCCACCGUCAUACUGAAGUUGGUUGCUGUCACUGUAAGAUACCGACCCGGCUGGGCUAGUUCCCUGCACGCAGGCAGCACUCCUGUCUCACCCUGAGGAUGAAAGCCACAACCAUUGCACGCUGUUGUGCUUCACACAGUCCCACUUAGCUUCUGCCACUGUCUCGUGGCAGCCGGCUGCACCGUUCCUGCUGUCACUGGCAUCAUGCCGGAGGGAGAUCACCUCCGGAAUUCCACACUCAAAAUAGGAAUCGAAUUGUUGCUCUUAUGCUGCUACGUUAUACGGAGACAAGUGUACUUGGAUGUAAACAACAGCCCAGCUCUGUACAUACAAUGAUUAAAUGAAGAGACAAGAAAGCUCUGUGGCUUCUAUAUUGGUGAGCGGGAUGAACAGUAGCAGCUGAUGCUGUGUUUGAGGGCUUAGUGCUAUACAGAAGGUGCUCGGCACCCCCUGAGCUUUUGCUGGCUGCAGUGAAAAUGGGGGGGCUCAGCACCUCCCAGGAAAGCAAUCCGCUUGGGAUCCCAACAGAGCAGUCUGGUGUCACUGUCCUCUUUCAAUGCUUGCUGUCACACUGAGCCAGGAUUUGCAACCGUCCCCUGGUUAAGGCUGAAGUCCCCUCUGCCCAUCCUUGUGUCCCCCAAAAAAUCCUUGCAGACAGCAGCUCUCAGAGGUGACCCCCUUGAGCCCUGCUGCCCAUGAGCUCUGCCCAUGGAAAGGACCAACUCACCCCACUCCUGCCCCUCACAGUGGCACUUUAUAGCUUGCUCAAGACAGCGAGCUCAUGAGCAACAUGACCAAAGAUCUCCGGAGGGCGUUGGACUGCAUGCUUGGAGCUGCUUCCCGUCCUUCCUGGGGAAGAUGAGGCUGGAAAAUGGGAAUAAAAGCUGUCAGGGGACAGGAGAGGGCUUGGAUUUCCCUGUGUUCCAACAGGGAACAUUUGCAGGUCCAUGAGAGGCAUUUCCUGUGCUAGAUAGGAUAAGGUAGAAAGGAGUUCCUGUGUGAGCAGAUUGUCCCCAGUUGGUUACACCAGUAUCUUCCAUGGCCAUGCCAAUUAGCUCCACACAUUGCCCAGAGCGAGUGCGGGCCAGGGGGCUGUUCCCAGGAGGCAGGAUGGAUGCAAUUCCCCUUUUUUCUUGGGGAGAAGAGAGGAUACAUGCCAAGCAAUUACACAGGUCUUCAGGGUGACGGGUCUCCUCCAGUUUAGCAGCAGAUAUUGCUACAGGGUCCAGUCAAGGGCUUGUUCUGGCUCAGUGUGAACUGGCCAGGACAACGUGUAUCCUGAGGGCUGGUGGUCCUGCUGGCUGCCGCCUUGGUGUCCUCUCCCGAGCUCAUGCCAGGGCAUCCUCAGCACCCUCCUUACCAGGGAACCAUCUUCCAAGGUGAAGGCACUGUGGUUUUUGCUUCUCCUGCUUGGGGUGCUGAAGGCAUCUCUGCCCACCUUAGCUCCAUGAAGGCUCCUGAACGUGGUCCCAGCCUUGGCAAGUGGAGUGUGGGCCAGUGGGAGACCCAUGCUCCUCUGGCCACAGUGCUCCCGGGGAUGGGUGCUUGGGUGGCUCUGGGCAUCAGGCACACGCCUCUUCACUAUGCCUCUGCUCCCCAGCUGUGCUGAGCCUUCUCCACUCCACUCCACUCCUAAGACCAUGAAAAACUGCUGAUGUGCAGUGACAGCCUUCACUUUGUCCUGGAUGGGAGCAGGUCCAACUUGCCAUUAUUUUAACCCAGCCCUUCAGCCCAAGCCUUGAAAGCCACUUUAUAGAGUUACUUUUCAUCGAGACCCCUUGCUAAAGAUCUGCUCGUCAUGUUGCCUGUGCCCUGCCACCCCUCUGUCCCAGCUCUCCAGCCUCUCCUGCCUCCCUUUAGAUCAUCGCCAUUCCCACUGGCCUGGGAACAGCCAGUGCCUCUCCCAGAUAUGUCUGAACAAGCCAGAGCUGAAGCCCAAAGGCCCCACUGACAGUGGUGUGUCCUGAUCCUGCCCUCAGAGCAGCUUUCUAGACUACUGAUCCUCAUCUCUCCACCAUUCCCAUGUCAGCUAGAUUGCCCCUGCUUUACCUCCAAGAGCAAUCUUGUUUCUUUCUGAAGGACAUCCCCGUGGCUUUCAAUCACUUGAGAUCAUUCCAUGGCGCUUUCGCAACACAUCACAACAGCCAGCUCUGGGGCUUCCCUGGUCCUUCCACCCUCUGGAAAGACAGGGGUGUAAGGGGUGUAUGAGUAUCCCUGGUCUGUAGGGGCACACAGCACCCAUGCCACCUGGUUCCCAGUGUAUCAAGGGGUUGGAAUCACAUCCAGCUCUUUGCAGAUGUUGGCUUCCCAAUAGGAUGUUCCAUGCUGGCAGUGUAACUGCUGGCAAUGCCAGAAAUGAGCUUCUGCAUUUUCAGGGUAAGCUUCCUCCCUGGUUCUCCCCGUGAAGGGGAUCGUAUCAGGUCUGGAGCCUGGGACAAGCUCUGACAUGCAGGGUUGUGUUUUCACAGCCCUUUUACAGAUCUGUUUUCUCAGGCAGAAAGUCUUUUCUUUCUGUCACAAAGCAAUAGAUUUUUCUAGAGAGAUUUAAAUGGGACUAUUCCCAACUCUGAUACCUGCAGGCAAGCCAAUGUUCCCUUGAAUACCUUCAUAGCUCCAACCCUGGGCUCUCCUCCUUUGGAAAGGGAUGUGAGGUCCAGUCUGGCUCCAAAUAAUCACCAAUGGUUUAAGCUUGGCAGUCCCCAUUAGUCCGGAGAGCCCAAAGCUGCCCAUAUCCAGCAGACCAACAGUCUGGGUCCCCAGGAGGUGUGGCCCAGCCCUGUCUGGUGCCCAUCCCACAGCUGUUACUGAGUCCCUGCAGGAGGUCUUCUCCAUUAGCUCACCCGUGUGGGAACCACUGGGUCCCCCGGGGUGUCUGAGCUCACAAAGUCAUGUUUGGUGUCAGCCAGACAUCAGUGGGAGACCACGGUGCUGGCUCUGCCAUUCCUAAGAGCCAGGCUGUCCGAGGAGCCCUCUCCAAGGAGAAGGUCCCCUUUUCCCACGGGUGGCAUGUGGGUUCCCUUCCAGCGGCUGAAGGGAGCAAAACGUGCGCAGGCAGAGCUCCACCACCGGUGCAAAAGUGUUCUACCACCGGUGCAUAAAAAAAAAUGCUGCACAACCGGCCAAUGUGUCUAUGCAGUCCCUUUCCACACAGCGGUGUCCCCGCAGAGCCCAGCCCAGGGCUGGAGCUCCUCCAAGGUGUCUUCGUUUGCACUCACUCGGACCUGUUAAACGCUGUGAGCUGAGAGGAAUCCCUCUUGGUCUUUGCCUUGCACCGGGCAGUAUGCUUGCGAGGGUUUCCUCAUCCUAAAUCGAUGCACGUUGCUUAGUCGCCUGUCUUCUGCGUCUGUUCUCCAGCAGAUCAAUAGGUGUCCCCCCAAAACCCAGCUCCCCCCAUGGGAGAACGUCAGGUUGGGCCAGCCGGCACCCCUGAGCAAGCCUGCUGUCUGAUUUCACCAGCAAUAAAAGCCCCACGGAGGAGCGGCCAGAGCUCUUCGCUGCCGCUCCACUGCCGGGUGAGCUGCAGGCUGUGUCUGUGUGUAGGACCUCUGCAUUAGACCCUUGGUCCAACGUUUUGGACCUACCCGACUGUAAAUUCAAUCCCAGCCUUGUGCUUUCUUUCCCUUUGUUCGUUUCUUGACGCCUCGGUCUCUCUCUGCUCUUACUGUGAAUUCAAACCAGAAGUGUUCUGAACUCGACUCCGUUACUGUUUUGUUUCUGCGUUGACUGUUGCUGGUUCUCCGAACUGCGUUUAAUGAGACUUUGCAAAAAAAAAAAAAAAAAAAAA
This is a messenger RNA of Athene cunicularia (burrowing owl), 10588 nucleotides long. It is a transcript of the gene LZTS3, whose product is annotated as leucine zipper tumor suppressor family member 3. Lineage: Eukaryota; Metazoa; Chordata; Aves; Strigiformes; Strigidae. Gene Ontology annotation, cellular component: dendritic spine. Gene Ontology annotation, biological process: regulation of dendritic spine morphogenesis. The coding region runs from base 426 to 2417 and encodes 663 amino acids. The transcript has 4 exons. The record is from RefSeq and is a predicted model, not a curated record.